Xenopus tropicalis (tropical clawed frog) is the source of this 957-nucleotide messenger RNA. RefSeq names its product olfactory receptor family 13 subfamily AQ member 1C (gene or13aq1c). Gene Ontology annotation, biological process: signal transduction; G protein-coupled receptor signaling pathway. Gene Ontology annotation, molecular function: olfactory receptor activity; G protein-coupled receptor activity. The coding region runs from base 1 to 957 and encodes 318 amino acids. The transcript has a single exon. Lineage: Eukaryota; Metazoa; Chordata; Amphibia; Anura; Pipidae. Gene Ontology annotation, cellular component: plasma membrane; membrane. The record is from RefSeq and is a predicted model, not a curated record.
AUGACUGAAAAUGAAGCACGAAACAGCACAUUACAGAGAGAAUUCCACCUCUUGGCAUUUUUGAGUCAUGAAAAACUACAGAUCCUGAUCUUCCUUUUGGUGUUACUGAUGUACAUUCUAACUGUAUGUGCAAACCUUAUCAUUACUGCACUUGUAUGUUUGGUGCCCCGCCUGCACACUCCUAUGUACUUUUUCCUCUGCAACUUGUCUGUCCAAGACAUUGUCUAUGUCACUGCCAUCUUGCCAAAGUUUCUGGCCAUCACUAUAACAGGAGACAACAGAAUUUCUUUCCUGGGCUGUAUGACGCAAAUGUUUCUUUAUGGAACAUGUGUUUCAGUGGAAUUCCUCCUCCUGACCUCCAUGGCUUAUGAUCGCUAUGUAGCCAUCUGUAUCCCCAUGCGCUACUCUCUCAUCAUGAAGACAAGUGUUUGUGUUCUUUUUGCCUUUAUUUCUUGGUUCAUUGGUGUCACAGUUUCAUUCAUGUAUUGUUGGUUAAUUUCUAAUUUACUCAUUUGUGAUCAUCAAGAAAUCAAUCAUUUCUUUUGUGAGUUGAAAGCUACACUGGAACUCUCUUGUACUGGCUUUGAAAACAUUCAAAAUGUAAUGAUUGUUACAUGUGUAGUUAUUGGAGUUCUACCCUUUUGUUUAAUUCUGAUCUCCUAUGGAAACAUUAUUUCUUCUGCCUUAAAGAUCCGAACUUCAGCAGGAAAACUCAAGACCUUCUCCAGCUGCUGCUCCCAUCUCACAGUUGUGCUUCUGUUCUGUGGGACGUGUAUAAGUCUGUACAUGAAGCCAGAUUCUGGGAAUCCCCAAGAAAUGGAUAAGCUGCUGUCUCUGCUGUAUGUGGCUGUCACUCCCCUGUUAAACCCAUUAGUGUAUAGCUUGAGGAACAAGGAUAUUAUUAAUGCCAUUAAAAAUAUCAGAAAUCUAUAUUGCUGUUGCAAAUACCCACUUUAG